Molecule: messenger RNA, 2266 nt
Organism: Diorhabda sublineata
Lineage: Eukaryota; Metazoa; Arthropoda; Insecta; Coleoptera; Chrysomelidae
Product: NEDD8 ultimate buster 1-like
Exons: 11
Coding region: 420-2201 (593 amino acids)
Biological process (GO): regulation of ubiquitin-dependent protein catabolic process
Molecular function (GO): protein binding
Source: RefSeq, a predicted model, not a curated record
AAUUUUAUAAUUGGUUAAGAAUUUGUUAUUUGUUCCACAAGUUGAUAACACAAUAUUAUUCUAGCCGCAAUACACAAAUGAAUGCUUAGUUGUCUAUAGAUAUUUGUUCACUCCCAUAUUACUUCAUAGUUUAUCAUGUACGAGGAACGGUUAGAAAAAAAAGAAGAAAGUUAAUACUUUCAACUUUUCAAGUUUUAUUGCAUCCGUAGCUUUUUCCAAUUAAGUUCGAUUUUAUUAUAAGUAGUAAUUCUUAUUAGACGAUUAUAUAUUUCUUAAAUAAUACAACAAUUAUCGAUUGUAUAUAUUCAAAGAUACGUCGCAGAAAACGUUUUGUUCUGACGAUUUGUGUAACAAAUAUACAGAUAAACUAAUUUAUCAAUGGUAUUAACACAAAGUAAACAAAAAUUCAAAUACAAAAGAUGAGUAACUCCUUACUUAAAGAAGAUUAUUUGAUUCGGAUUAGGGCAAAACUUAGAAAUGAUGGAAUUAAAUUAUGGCAACCACCUUAUUUUCAAGGUACGAAGAUAUCCGACGAUGAUAUUAAGAACCUUUCAAACGACAUCGGCCAAAAUUUAAAUAUUCCAGUUGAUAUUUGUCAAGAUAUUCUUAAAACUUUACAAGCUAAGGCGCUGGAAAAUUUAAAACAAAAAAAUUUGUAUCAGGAAUCUGGUUUGGCUACCAUAAAAAUAAAAAUUUUGCAACAAUCUUCACCCAAAAGAGUGAUUCAAAAAGAACUAUUAUUAUCUAUGACAACUAUUGAAUUGAAGGAAAUAAUUAAAAACGACGCGGAUAUUUCUUUAGAAGGAUUAAAGUUGAUUAAUUCAGGAAGAAUAUUAAAAGAUCCCGAUUCUCUAGGCAGCCAGGGCGUUAAAAAUGGUUCUCAAAUACUUGCUAUUAUUUUAACAGAAACAUCAUCUCACUUUCUUCAAACAGAAAAUCAAAUUAAGGAAUUGGAAAGCAUUAAAACUGAUUCAAAGUUAUUGGCUUUAGACAACGAGUACAUGCAGGUGGAAGAUCAAUUUGGAAAUUCAUUAAAAAUCCCUCCGGAAGAAAGAAAAGCUCUUGUUGUGGCUAUGGCAUUACACGAAAAGGGAAAAUAUGCUUUGAAACGAGAUGAUUAUUCAAGGGCCUUAGUAUUUUUCCUUGAAGCAGAUCAAGAAUUCAGCCAAUGCAAUUCCCAAUUAUUAAAAACAGUAGAUAAUUACGCACUUUUGGAUUUGGAUAUAGCUUGGUGUUAUUUAUGCCUGGAAAGUUUUGUUCAGUUACCAGAGGCCGAAGAAAGAUUGAAAAGAUGCGAACAAAAGUUUCAUUCAACUUACGGUCCUAAUUUAGAAAGACUAGUCGCUGUAAAAGGAACUCCAGGAAACGAGGAAGCUUUAUUUAUGAGACUUCAUUUACUUCAAGCUAUAGUUUUUUAUCAUCAAAAUAAAAGACUUGAAGCACUGAAUCUUUUACGUAAAGCUGAACAAGAAUUGGAAUCAUUGAAAGUGGACGAACAGAGUUUAGUAACUCUAGUAGAACUAGGUUACACCACCACAGAAGCUACUUUAGGUUUACGGGCUACCAGAGGUGAUGUUAACCGGGCAGCUAAUUAUAUCAACGAAAAUAGAGAAAAAAGAGAGGAAGCCAGGAAAAAAGCAAAAGCAGAAGCUAUUUUAGAAAAAGAAAGAAAAAAAUUGGGUUUCUGCGUAGAUGGUAAACAAUACGUCGAUCCUAAAUUCGUAAAAAUUUUAGUGAACAUGGGAUAUUCGAUGGAAGCGUCUCGGAUCGCGCUUAAAAAUUGUAACAACAUUAUAACUGAUAGCGUUCAAUAUAUUCAAGAAAAUCCAUUACCCGGUCCCAGCGGUUCCAAAAGUACUCAAUUGUUAUCGUUUCUCGAUGAAUUAACCCAAGAGUUAGAAUCAGCCGGUUUUGAUCCCAGAAUGGCUCGACUGGCUUUAUCUAAACAUUCUGGAGAUAUCAUGAAAGCUGCUGAAGAACUUAUUGAAAAUGACGGUAUCGUUCUUGGGGAUUUAUCAGACAUAGUUGGUGUGGAGAGUCUUGAGAAUAUAAAGAAACGAAUGAAUGAGAAUAAAGAGAAAAACAAAGCAUUACAGAGAUUGAAAGAAGAUAUGGAAACUGUAGACGACGAUCACCUCGACAUAAAUCUUGUUAAAGAAGAAAUGUUUCUACGACAAUAUUUAUCUCUUUUAAAUCAAUAAUUGAGUAUAAGACGUAAUGUGAACAUAUUGUAUUUUUGUACGAAUUAAAAAAAUUAUGUCUGUGU